Magallana angulata is the source of this 3251-nucleotide messenger RNA. RefSeq names its product hemicentin-1-like. The annotation marks the transcript as partial. The transcript has 16 exons. NCBI's taxonomy places the organism in Eukaryota, Metazoa, Mollusca, Bivalvia, Ostreida, Ostreidae. Gene Ontology annotation, molecular function: protein binding. The record is from RefSeq and is a predicted model, not a curated record.
AAUGUAGGUAAACGGUACAACCUAACAGGAUCAGCAGAUUUGGCAGUGCUUGGAAAUGCCUUAAACUGGACAUGCAGAAUGUACAUUCCACCUGGAAACAACAUACCUAGUGUUGUCUUUAGAAGAAACAAUAAUCAAGUUGUUGUGAUUGGGUAUAUCAAUUCCACUUGUAUCAUUGAAAGUUCAGCCACUAGAUACAAAUAUCGGUGUUCUUCAGAAUCUAAUUACGUCCUUACUAUACCAGCACAGAACAUGACAGAGUAUGAACAAGCAUCAGUGUGGAGAUGUGAAUAUAUUGAAGGCCAUACCUAUCGUAGUCCUGAUAUGGUGCUUUACAUAGCAAUUGAUGUCAAUAAUAUGUCCAUGAUUCCUACUGAUAAUCCAUUGACAAUUAGAGAAGGUACCCGAAGAGAAGUCAGAUGUGUUGUCAACAGUAAUGCGGUCCCUGCUCCAAUUAUCAGUUGGUAUCUGGAUUCCAAAGACAUCAAUAGCAGAGCUGGGACAGGUACAACCUCUAUCAUUAUAACGGGAAACAGAACAGACAACACAAAGAUGAUAGAGUGUAGAGCUACAAAUAACAACAAAUUUCCGAAAACUGCUUUCACGAUACUCAAUAUAGAAUACCCUCCACACGUAAACUAUUUGCCUCAGCAAAACAUUAUAGAAGGAAGAAACUUAUCAGUCAAAUGUUCAACCACAUUCAGUAAUCCAAGCACUACCACAUUCUUCUGGACUAAAGAUGACAGUCCAGAAUUCAAAGUAAAUGGAGCCAUUUUAAAGAUACCUUUCAUACAGAAAAAUAUAUCUGGUAUAUACAGAUGUACAGCAGUAAACAUCUACAAUAAUUUAGAGAAGGGAUCAGACAGUCAGUCCAUGGUCAUCAAUGUUCUCUACACUCCGAUUGUAAAUGCACUGUCUCAGCAAGACAUAAUAGAGGGAAAAGACUUAUCAGUUGCCUGUACAGCCACCCCUGGGAAUCCUCGCGCUACUUUAUUCUUCUGGACCAAGAUAGACAACCCAGGUUAUAAACAGAGUGGGGCCACUUUACAGUUACAUAACAUACAGAGAACCAGUUCCGGCACAUACAGAUGUACAGCAGAAAACAGCUACAGUUAUGUAGAGAAGGGAUCUGACAGUCAGUCUGUGACUAUCAACGUUUUGUAUCCCCUCAUUGUUAGUAAGCUGUCUCAGCAAGACAUAAUAGAGGGAAGGAACUUAUCAGUCAACUGUACAGCCACCCCUGGUAAUCCUAGCUCUACAACAUUCUACUGGACCAAGGUAGAUAACCCAGGAUUCAGACAGAAUGGACCCACUCUACGGUUACUCAACAUACAGAGGAACAGUUCGGGCGUCUACAUGUGUUCAGCAGAAAACAUCUACACCAGUGGAGAAAAUGGAAUACAAAAUCAGACCAUGGUCGUCAAUGUUCUGUAUCAUCCCACCAUAGAGAACAAACCACUUCAAAUUAUAAAUACGAGUGAAACAGUCACAUUGACUAGACAUAUAUCCAGUAACCCUCCGUCAGAUGUAUCAUGGUAUGACAAGUCAAAGUUGUUGAAAACCCAGAUAUCAGUGUCAACCACUACAUUGACCAAAAAAGACGCCACAUGCAAAGAUAUGAAAAACUAUACUCUUGUUGUCAGUAAUGGAAUAGAAAACACGGUGACAGCAUUGGUGGAACUAAUUGUCAAUUGUGUGCCGAUGCCAAGUCCCACCAAAAUUUCACUUGGAAUUACAUUUGCUUCAGAGAUUGACUUUUCAACUACAGUAAUUGCAUAUCCUGAGCCCCAUUAUGAGUUGAUGUAUAAAAAUGGAAGCAGAAACAAUCAAUGGAAAAGCAACUUAACCAGGAAUACAUUAAAUAAUUUUACCAUUCAUUUCAGUCAGACUGUUUUUGAACUGAUUAGUUUUGAAGUUCAUCACUUAGUAGUCAGAAACGCAUUGGGAGAAGCAACUGUAUUAGUCAAUGUUUUCAAACAAAGAAAACCAGACAUUCCAAGAGACAUAAAAGUUAUAUGCGAAUUCUUAAAAGCCAGAGUACAAUGGAUAUCUUCUUUUGAUGGCGGCGAUCCCCAAAAGUUUAGUGUUAUGAUUUUGAAUGGCCUUGAUGGAAAAAGUCUCCCUUAUCGUUUUCCCGAUGAGGGUGAAAACAAAACACAUGUCGCAUUUGUCCACAAUCUUCAACCCUCUGUGACGUAUUGGUUUUAUGUAACUGCAAAGAACAGUCAAGGAUCUAGUACCUCUGAAGUCACCAGCUGUAAGACUGUAGAAGAAACAACAAGCUCUCAGACAGGAGUAGUUGCUGGAAGUGUUGGAGGGGCGCUGGUGUUGGUUACCAUUGUACUGAUCCUUGGGAUUUUUGCUCACAGGCGAUACACGUGUAUCAUAGCAUUUGAAGAAAGAAACAGGGAUAAAGAAGUAGACACAGAGAAAGAUGCAUCUAACUAUACAACCAUAAAAGAACAACAGGAUCAUACACAAAGAGACAUGUACGACGACUUAACACCAAAUGAGAACGCUAACCAAUACGAAGCUAUUCUUCAAAAAGACAAUCAUGGAAAUAAUGAAAAAUUGUAUGAACAAUUGCAAGAGAGUGUUGCAAAGGAAGGACAUUCCAAAAACCGGAACAUACCGCUCAAAACUAAAGAUUCAAGCGAUGAUGAAUUUGUGCCACUAGAUGCUGAAGAAUAUGCGAACACAUCAUUUAUGAAGUUAACCUUUAUCCACGUAUGCUUCUAAGCCAAUUUUAGAGUGCUUUAAAGUGUUCUGAGGAGACUUUGUAAUGGUUAAAGCAAAGUUAUAUAUGAAAUCUUUAUAUGCAUAUAAUAUAUGGAUUAAUUAUUGAAUGUGAGUUUAUUGAUUUUACAUCGAAUUGAUGUUUUAUUCUGUUUUAUUCUCUAUCUUCAAAGACGUUUGUUGUUUUGUAGAGUAAAGUUGUAAGUAAAGUAAAUCAAUGAAUACUUUAAUUUUUACUUUAAACUUCAGGUAUGUACAUGUUUAUUUCAAGUUUAAAAUAAAUAGUUAUUCCUUUACAUAACCUAUGCACACAUUUUGUUCAUUUAUUUAUGUAAUUUGCAUAUCGUUUGCAUCAAUAUAAACGUUUUUGUACAACAUUCAUGUUUUAAAAAACAAAAUUAACCACUACAUUAUGGAACCAAGAUAUGCAAUUUAUUAUUGUUGCUAUUUAUAUCAUAUACAUGUAUUUACAUGAACAAAAUGGAGUUAAACAAACUAGCAUAAACACGUGUGUA